Molecule: messenger RNA, 528 nt
Organism: Colletotrichum destructivum
Lineage: Eukaryota; Fungi; Ascomycota; Sordariomycetes; Glomerellales; Glomerellaceae
Product: Putative gamma-crystallin
Exons: 3
Coding region: 43-465 (140 amino acids)
Source: RefSeq, a predicted model, not a curated record
CAUCAACCAAACCACAGAGCUUACUAUUUUUGUUCAUCUAAAAUGCUUCUUCCAAAGACUCUAGCUGUACUUACAGGCUUCCUGGGUGCUGCCUCUGCUGGCGUACCUAGAAUGCGUGGCUUGGAAACGAGUGUCGUCACACCAGUGGACGACCUUGCGACCCGUGCCGAGCCAUGGGUCGAAAUCACAUUUUUUAAUGACUGGGAUUUCAAAGGCAGCAGCCAAAAGUUCAGAACUGUGCCGGACGGUAAAUGCUAUGAUGUUGCAGUGGAUCGGCAGAAUACUAUCUCAUCGCUCAUUGUCGACAAUUAUGACCUGGGCCGACGACAAUGCUGGUUUUACAAGCAACUCUAUUGCUCUGGGGAUGUCCUACUUGCAAGGGCGCCUGCAGCUGUCAACCUGAGGAACUAUGGCGAGUUUAACGACAAAAUAAAGUCGUUCAAAUGUGAGCUUUAUAGCGUAUGAUUCUACAGUUAGCUAGGCACACUAGGGCCAUAGAGCGUUCAGCUUUAACCUAGUGUUUCCAUU